ACUCGCAUGCUAAAGUAUUUAUGUUGGGCCGAACAUGGCUCCCACGUUUCAUGCUACAACGGCGUCCGAGAGUGCCGAUGUCCCACGUUGUACAAUGUGUAUAUGAGGCUUAAGCCCGCCGGAUUGGCAUUCCGCCAGGUUGACAUCUCGCUACCUUCCGUUCCUUGCAAUGUCGCCAGAAGACUCAAUUGCCAUGGCUGAGCCCGCACCCAGGCCGAGCUUGUUCACGCCCGCAAGCACGCCCAAAGCCACACCCGCCCAAAAGGGAACACCCGGUCACAUCCAGUACCAAGACGUGAGCUUUCGCAACUGGUAUAAGAAGAUCAAUUGGCUCAACACCACCCUCGUGGUGCUGAUUCCCAUCUACGGCCUCCACCUCGCCAGAAGCACACCACUCACUCGCCCAACACUGAUCUGGACCUUUGCCUACUAUUUCUUCACUGCGUUCGGAAUUACCGGAGGCUACCACCGCUUGUGGUCCCACCGGUGCUACUCGGCGCGUCUUCCACUCCGACUCUUCCUCGCCUUUGUCGGCGCCGGAGCAAUCCAAGGCAGCAUCAGAUGGUGGAGCGCAAACCACCGCGCCCACCACCGAUGGACCGACACAAUGAAAGACCCGUACAGUGUCAUGCGCGGGCUGAUCUUCAGCCACAUCGGCUGGAUGGUGCUCAACAACGACCCCAAAGUCAAAGGCCGCACUGACGUGUCCGACCUCGAUGCCGACUGGGUCGUGGUCUGGCAACACAAGCACUACGGCAAGUGCCUGCUAUUCACCGCAUGGAUCUUUCCCGCGCUAGUCGCCGGCCUCGGGUGGGGAGACUGGUGGGGCGGGCUGGUGUAUGCGGGCAUCAUCCGCGCGUGCUUUGUGCAGCAAGCCACGUUCUGCGUGAACAGUCUCGCGCACUGGAUCGGCGAGCAACCGUUUGACGACCGCCGGUCGCCGCGAGACCACGUCCUGACUGCCCUGGUUACCCUGGGCGAAGGGUACCACAACUUCCACCAUGAGUUCCCAAGCGACUUCCGCAAUGCGAUUGAGUGGUAUCAGUACGAUCCUACUAAAUGGCUCAUCUUUGCGUUCAGCAAGGUCCGCAUUCCCUACCUGAUGGCGCCGAUGGCGUACGAUCUCAAGACAUUUCGCGAGAAUGAGAUCGAGAAGGGCAGGUUGCAGCAGCAGCAGAAGGCAGUGGAUCGUAUGCGGUCGAAGCUCGAUUGGGGCCUUCCGUUGGCGCAGCUGCCUGUUGUUGACUGGGAUGACUUCCAGGCAAGAUGUGCCGCGGGCGCGAAGCUGGUGGCUGUGGCCGGAGUGAUUCAUGAUAUUGGCAGCUUCAUCCUCGAUCAUCCUGGCGGCAAGACGCUGAUUGCGAGUGCAGUCGGGAAGGACGCUACGGCGCUGUUCAAUGGCGGUGUAUAUGAGCACAGCAACGCGGCACAUAACCUGCUGUCGACGAUGCGGGUGGGUAUUCUGAGAGGAGGCCAGGAGGUGGAGGUAUGGAAAACUGAGUGGAAUAGGCUGGAGAAGGAUACCAAGGGCGCGGCUGUGGCGAGAGCUCGCGAGCAAAUAACUCGGGUUGCUGCUCCAAUCCCGGUGGCUGUUGCUGCAUGA
Molecule: messenger RNA, 1603 nt
Organism: Boeremia exigua
Lineage: Eukaryota; Fungi; Ascomycota; Dothideomycetes; Pleosporales; Didymellaceae
Exons: 1
Coding region: 170-1603 (477 amino acids)
Biological process (GO): unsaturated fatty acid biosynthetic process
Cellular component (GO): endoplasmic reticulum membrane
Molecular function (GO): heme binding; stearoyl-CoA 9-desaturase activity; iron ion binding
Source: RefSeq, a predicted model, not a curated record